Molecule: messenger RNA, 1095 nt
Organism: Rubroshorea leprosula
Lineage: Eukaryota; Viridiplantae; Streptophyta; Magnoliopsida; Malvales; Dipterocarpaceae
Source: the annotation of a GenBank genome assembly
UUUCAUUUUCUGCGUCAUUGAAACAUGAGAACCAGAAUCCAUUUGAAUGUGAAAUUUUUACCACCUGGAGUACAAGACUUUGAUCAUUUGGUCCUUGGUUUAAGUCCACAGCCCUGCGUCCAGUUAGAAGCUCUAGAAGAACCACCCCAAAUGCAUAGACAUCACUUUGCAAGGUGAGCUUCCCUGUCUGUCAGCAGAGAAGACUAAUCAGAAACUUAGACUAUAGUUGACAAAUAAGUUAGAGUGAAUGAUAGGCUGUCUGAUAUAGAAAUAGUGAUUGUAUUGAAGGUUAGUAACAGAAUGCAAUCUUCUAAAAGCUGUUAGCUUUCUAAGUCAUAUAUUACUUCUUUAAUAGUUUAAGGGAAGUAAAUCCUAACUAAUGUUACUUGUUGGGAGGACACAAACUGCAUGGUAAGAUAACAUGUUGGAUAUGUUCUCUGUGGAGUGAAAAUAUUGUUCUAAGUGAAUCAAAACCACUUGUGUUCAAGAUUUUUUAUUAAAAGAGUUCUUAUCACUGUGCCACUUUCAACAUUUAUGUUCAUCUAUGAGUUUGACAAGGCUAAGAUAGAAUUGCAAUGUUUAAAUCUAGCAGAGGGCAUAUAAGUUCAUAAUGGCAUUCAUUCAUCCCUAUAAAGAUGCCUACUCUCUUAGUACUGUACAUUAACUGCCAAUUGUGAAGUACAUUUCAUGAAUAUGAUUGAGUCAGUGAAUUUCUGUUGCCUGCUUCUGGUCCAAUGUUCAAUGAUCCUCAACCCUUUUCCACUUGGAAAAUGGAUAUUUUUUUGAAAAAUGAAAAUAUAUAUUAUUCUCUUUGCAUACCCCAAGUUACGGGAAUUAUUAGAAUGCAUGACACUCAUUGUUUUAAAUUGGUGAAUUUGACUCACAGAAACUUAUAAGGUGACUCUACAUUGUUCGGAGAUGGACACAUAAAUGAACUGGUCUUGACGGUCAAGUAUGCGUACCAAUGUAUACUCAGGAUCAAAAUAGCCAAAUGUGCCAAGAGCUCCAGCAGUCACAUAAGUCUCCUCCUGGCCCUCCGGCAUCAACUUGGCUAGUCCAAAAUCAGAUAUCUGUUGAGAGCGGGAACCUGUGUUU